UUUAGUAAAGUAUAUUGUAACAAUGGUGCCAAAUUUACAAUAUUGUUUGUCCAUCGAAGAACUGUUCAAAGUUGCUUAGUGUUAAUUGGAAUUAAGGAUACUGAGUAGAUCUUAGUGUUUGAAUAAUUAAUGGCAAGCGGGUAUGGAAUGGAUAAAUCAGAGACACUUACCAUUCAAGAAGACAAGGUCACAGAUCCUCGACAAUGUGAUUCACCAUACAAGCAAUGUAACAAAACUGCAGACUCAGCAAUAGUUGUAAACGAAUCUGCUGAAAACAAAUAUGUGAAAAGAGAUAGGAGUAAAAACUCCCCCUUGUCUUCCCCCUCAUUAUCCCCAAAACUUUCCCAGUACUUUUCCUUUAGUGAGGAUUUAUCUGAGGCUGAUAAAGAGACAGAUACUGCUGUGAUUGGUCAGGCUCUUUCAGGUGGUGAUGAAAUAAAUACUGAUAAAAUUGGAUCUGAAUAUUCCUGCAAUCAAAGCAAUAAGAUAAAUUCAAAACACACUUCAACCAAAUAUUGUUCUCAAGAGUUAACUGAUGAAGAAGUAGUUUGUGGAGAAAUAAAUAGAAAAAAGAAGCAAUGCAAAACUACAUCUGAUGGUAAGGUCAGAGAGUUAGCUACUACUUCUUCAGAUCAGGGAGAAGCUUUACCAAAGGACUUAACUGUUGAAAUAAAUUGUGGCAAUAAGACUAACACCAAUAACUCUGAGCUGUUUACAAACGUUUCUGAUUAUAUUAAUGAAACUAAAAGUACAGCAGUAAUAUUUCACCUUGCUCCUACAAUAACUGAAGAAGGCUCUGAAGUCAAUUAUGAAGGAAGCAAGAAAGAUUUUGUGUGUUCAAGUGGCUAUGUAUUAAAUUCAUUAAAGAGAACAGGAUCUGAUGAAAACUUUCUUGGUGAUAGUUUAGAUGUGAAUAUUGAUUCUACCUCUAUUAAUACAAUAUCUGAUGAAGAAGGAGAUUAUCUGUGUACGCAGUAUUCAGAGAGUGAUUUACUUAAUGGUACUGAAAAUAACACAGAUGAUAAAAAUUGCAUAGGUAGUUGUUGUAAAACUGGUAAAGAAAGUGCAGAUUCUGCUGAAAAAGUUGAAAAGGACAGUGGUGGUAAUACUGAUAAUAAGCUUGAACUUGAAACUGCUGAAAAAGAAUCUCCUAUUUGUGUAGAUAAGGUGACAGAUAAAAGUUCUGAACAGUGCAAUAAUGAAGUGAAGAUUCUGAAGUAUUUUCAGACACAGUCUAUGGUUAAAGACGAGACAGAGAGUGAUAUUUCUGCUUUUGAGUCAUUUUAUUCUUUGGAUAAUACUUGUUCAGGGAUUGGAACACCGGUGGUGAAGAGAAUCAAGAAAACUUUGACAUGGACACCUAGAAUAUUGUCUGAGGAACGAUUUUCAAGUAGUAGAAGUACAACUUUAUCUUCCAAAGCAAGUUUUUAUACAGCUGAAACUAGCGGGACAUUCUUUUCAGCACGUUCUUUUCAACUUGACAGCUGCGAUAACUUUGUAACUUGUGAAGACUUCCAGAAAUUAGAGUUUGAUGAAGAGCCUAAAUCAAAAUUAAGCAAGGCAAAAAAUGUUUUAGUAAGAGGAAGGGAUUUUGUGAAGUCGAAAAUAGAUUGUUAUCGGAAAAGACUUCCUAACUUAACAAACAACACCAACAUAAAGUCUCGCAUUCUGUGCCAUAACUCUUGUGGAUUUUCAUGUGUACAAAAGGGUAAAGAAAUUUCUUUAUACAGUUUACCAGACCUUCAGUCUAAAGGAUGCACUGAUAGUGGAUUAACUGAGAGUGAUAAGAAAGAAUUAGAAAGUUUUGAACAUAAUGACUCUACUGACAUAUGUAAGGUAGGAAUGAGUGCAGAUUCUGAAGGAGAUAAUAUGACUGUAAGAAAGGUCCUUGAAGAGAAAAGUGGUAAGGUCAAUGCAAGUAAGCAUUGCAAUGGUACAGAAGUAGACAGGAAUGGAAAUGUGGAUGAUAUAACAGCAAAACAUGAAGAUGCCAGUUUAAUAUUGGGAAAAGAAAAUCAGAAUGUUCAGUCAAAUGAAGAAGAAGAAAGGAACAGAAGAAUGGAAGUUUUUUCAAGGGGAACAACUGAUGACACAGAAGAUGACUUGCCUGUUGGUACUGAAGCAACAUCUAUUAACCAAAGGCGAACUUCUAGGGACACAAGUGAAUCAGAUGAUUCCAGAUCAAAGAAGAGAUUGCGCUGGGUGUCAGCCAUUGAAAAAUCACAGGGGACCAGUCUAAAUUCUAACCUGACAUCAAACAGCAGAGUACAGCAAAAAUUAUGGGAAUGUGUUGACCAACUGUUGUGCCAAAGAGAAAUGGACCCUGAGAUGUUGUUGACCAGUUUAGGAUUUGCAGGUGGGGCCCAGACAGACGACGCGUUAGGUCGGGUACCAGAUCGUUUCCUUCUCAGCCAGGCUGUAAAACCUGGUGUGGACCAAUUACAGCUCAUGGUUAAUCAUCCUGAACUUCAUCACCUGAUUCCUGUGAUGGGAACCAGUCAACUGAGACAGGGCACCAGUCAUAUGAUGCCAGAAACCAGUCUUGUUACUGCAGCAGAAGAUCAUGUGGAUGGUGGAGCAGGGAACCAUGAGAAAAGAAAAGGUACAAUGCAUAGGCCAACAUUUAGUGCAGUGGCUACAGGAGUGAAGUUUGCUAGGGGCGCUUCAAUGCCAGCUCCUCCUUCCCCAGACGAGGAGACGAAGAAAAUCAGUUUAAUACCUAGCAUUUUGGAUCUGCCGAACAGAAAGGCAUUAGCUAGACAAGGUUUCUAUGGUCAUGAAUUUGCUGACAAAGAAGUUAAAGAAACGAAAUCACAGUCAAGGUCAAUGGAACCAUCCAUGUCAGCUGCGGACAAACGUAAACGAUUCCAUCACAGUGUGAAGAGUCGGAAUAAUUGGUCGCUCACUGACGAAUCCGAAGAAGGUUCGGCUUCCGAUCGUCGUGACACUACCACAUCUAUAGACAGUUGGGACAAAGGGCUGGUACUGAAAAGUUUUAGUGACCGUUUUAGUUCAGACUCAUCAAUGGAAAGUAAUGAUUCAUAUUCAGAUGAUAGGCAUUAUUUGCAAAGGCAGCACUCUAUUAGUAACUUAAGAAAACAAUAUGAAAGGACGAUAAUGGAAAGUAUGGAUGGGGAAUACCCAGUGUUUAAUGAAGGUUCAGAUUCUUCACUGGAUCGUAGAUCUUCUGUAAGUGAUCAACGUAAACAGCAAGUAGAAAGACUGAUGCUGUCUGUUGAUGAUGACGGGGACUACACGGCUCAAAAUAGAACCGCAGCUUUACGUGAAAAAGAUCCACGAGCAUCGGUCCUUGUCCAAGCUCAGAAGUCUACGCAAUCAACACUAACUGGGUCACCACUGACACCAAAAGACAUGAAAUUUUCUUUUGAUCAAACUUUGAAUGAUGGUGAGAGUGAAUUUAAUUUUUCUUCCAACGAAAAGCCAGGAAAGUUGUCUCAGCAGAAUAAACAGUCUGUAAGUAUAAUUGUGGAAGAGGACUUGAGUCCUCAGGAGAGUAUUCAAACAAGGGCCAUAAAUCAAAGAACCAAUUCAAAUGAGUUGACUUCCUUGGCUCUCGGUGUUAGAUCGGACUCUUGCAAUACAUUGGUGCCACAGGACAGUAGUAAUAUAGACUCUGAUGGAGAUUUGACCCCGCGGGCGGGGGAAGGUAUCCAUGGAGAUGCAUUAUCAGAAUCUGCAAGCUCUUCAGCAACUCUGAGCACUGUACUAUAUGAUCAGGCUCAGUUAGAUGCUGUGUUUACAGAGACAGAUGAAGUGUCAAGGUCAUUAGGUUCUGAAAAUAGCCUCAAACCAGCCCAAGUUCUGCCACAGGAAUCAUUUGAGCUAGAGGAGAUUUCUAGUGCUGAUAAUGCUUAUGAAGAUUGGAAUGCAAACAUCACUAAGCAACCUGUGACAAGAAGGGGUACCAUAGAAAAGUCGGCCAGCACUCAUUCUGACAGUUCUGGAUUUGCUGAUCUUGAUACCAUAGGGGAGACAAUCCAUUCUAGCUUAGAUAUAUCUAGGGAAUAUUUAUUGCCUCACUCUCUUGCUGCCGAUGUUAAUUACAAAUCAAACAACAAAAGCAGAAGUUUUCUUGGGUCACAUGACAACAGAAUUUCCCAGAAUUCAUCAAAUUCACUUCCUGUUGCUCAGCAGCAAGAGAAUGCUGAAUACCGAUUGGUCGAAAUUACAGAAACUGUUGAGAAGAUGAAUUCAACUUCAAAUAUGAUGAGAGAGCCAAAACAGGUAUAUGUGUGUAAAAAGAAUGCAUUUGAUGAUGAAGACAAAGAAAACAAGCCAGAGUUGUCUUCCAUAAAUUACACUCCAACUGCUGAAAUUCAGGACAAAUCAUUAGUUUAUACUCUUUCUGUUCCUAUAGAAACUGUUGCUAUAAAAAAGAAUAAAGUAGAAGAUGACCAAGCAUCUAGAUACGUUUCAACAAUUUCUGUAAAUGUUGAAAGGAAAUCCAGUGAUAACAAUAACCAGAAACAUGUACCAAGUUCAAAGGUCACUCAAGUGGGUCAUGUGUCCUUUCACAAGGUCAAAAGCAAAAGUGAACUUGACAUUGAUAAAUCAGAUCUGAAAUUUGAUGCCAAAGAUACUGAUGAUAUUUCACUGAGUAGUGCUCCAAAACUUGUUGGUGUUUCUGUAAAACAAUCCAUCACUCAUGGUACUGAAGUUGUUACUAAUAAUAGUGAACAUGACUUAUGUAGAUCUGCUUCUCCAUGUAGAGCCAAAGAGAUUGUGAUAGAAAAGAAACGAGCAAAAGAACGAUUAGUAGCUGCUAAUAGUCACACUGCAAACUGGUUACUUAGUAGUGAACAGCAUUUAAAAGCAGACGACCAAUCAAAAAACUCAAAGAUCUCGCCUUUCAAAAUUGGCCGUCCAGUCUGGGCAUCUACGCCAAAUUUGAAAGUCAAAAGAAACUUCACUCAUCUAGACGAAGAUGAAAAUAGCAGACGUAUUAAAAUGGAGGGAAAUCAUUCUUUUGACCUUCUGCUUGAUGAAGAGAUGUGUACAAGAGAUGGUCAGAAAUUAAAUGGGAACCAUAUUCCUUCAUCCAAUUCUGCGGAAGAACUGGAAGAGUUUGGGAGUAGACAAACAUUUGUUGGAAUCACCGGCAAACCGCAUUUAUAUGAUUUGAAAGGUGAUUCAGCAUGUUCGUCCAUGGAUGAGAGUGUUGAAAUAGCAAGACCUUCAAUGCUGGGUAGCGGGUGUACUAUGCCAGAGGAUCAUCUCAACUAUGUUAGGCUAGCCAGGCUUGUUAAUGGACCAAGCCUUAUUACGGAUCCAUCAAAGAUGCCUAAUGCUAAAUUUACACCAAACUUUCAAAUGAAGAACUGGAUGCAACUGCCAAAAAGAAAGCAUUUAGAAGAAGAGACAUUACUCAUGCAACAUGCUGUCCAGAGAUACAAGACGGAGCUGUGUCUGAUGGAGAAUAUGCUGUUUGCACUCUGUCGUACCGCCCAGUCGGAGCUUGAACCUGAAGAUAGAUGUGAUGUUGAAGAGUUACAACACCUGUGGUGUGAGGUCAGAAAGGAGGUCAUCAAAAUGGAGGAGCUACUGUCACAACGUAUAAAAGCCAUCAUGGCCGGCAAUGAAACUUACAGUCCCUUAGAUGCACUAGAAAUUAUACAAUCUAUGAUAGAUUUGUUACGAGAACAAUUGUACCACCAACAAAUGUGUAUCGGAAGGGAUGUUAGUUUCACGGAAGAUGAAAUCGAGGCUGAUACAACCAGGAGCCAAUCAGCUUGCUCCAAUAUGUCGUCAGUAAGUGAGUCAUGGAUGUCGGAUAUAUCCAAUCAGAUGUCAGAUAUCAAAUCUUCACUGGCUUCAGCUGAACAGAAACAAGCUGAAGAACUCAAUCAAAGAAUAGCAGAGUUGAAGAAAAGCCUGCUUUCCGAGGUCAAAGGUGAAAUGUCAACGACACAGAAUGCCAAAAUGCUACAGCUGCAACUUCAGGCACGUGACAAUGAAAUUCGGCGUUUGAAAAUGGAACUGUUGUUACAGAAUGUUAAUUCUGGCGGUACUCGAAAGAAGCAAAUGUUUGAGAGUGAUGUGUGAACAACCUUGGAAUUAGACUCUAUAGAUAGAGAAAAGAAACAAAUCUGGGGUUGAAACACGUGCCUGAAACCUGCUUGGGUGCUUUCCGGAUUGUUAAAAUGCCUUGUCAUGUAAACGGUGCUUUGUCGAUAUAUCAGAACAUGAGAUAAUGAAUAAUGAUGAUGUGUUAACACGAAUAUGUGCUAUAUAUUAAAAUGUACCAAAAGUUGGCAAAAUGCCAUUAAAAGACUUAAACAUUCUACACCAAAGCAUUUUAAUGACUUUUCGUAACUUACAAAAUUUAUUCUUGUAAGAUAGCAAUGUUAAUGUAAUGUAGAAACUAAUAGUGGUUACUUUUACUCACACACAAUCAUACAAAGUUUUGUUUUGGAAAUUUUUUGUGUUUCAACUAAGCUGAAUAAUUAUCAAGAGUUAUCACUCUUGGCAACUAAAUCAAUGUAUUUAUACAAGAGAUGAAGUAAAUCAAACUAAGUUACAUAUUCCAAAGAAACUGCAUUCCACAAAUGAUCAUCUGAAUUCAUAUAUAUUUUUAGAAACUUCUUCAAAAUGUAUUUUUUUACCCAUAUAUUUUAAAUGUAGUCAGAGUUUGUGUUUUGUGCCUGUUUUGUUACGUUAAUGAAUUUCCCUCUCAUGAUAUGUCUGUUAUUAUUUCUUUCUUUUGUCCCAUUAUCUAUCCUUUGGCACUAUCUAAGUACUUUAACUUAAUUUAAAGUCUUUGCUGAAGUUUCCUUUCUUUUUUUUGAUCAUGCUUUCUUUGUGUUAGUUUUCUUACUCUUGCCCAUCUUUCUUGUCUUAUUUUUUUUCUCAAAUCUUUCUUUCACUAAAUGUCCCCCUUGCUUACACCUUUCUUUUUUCUGUUUCUUCUUUUAGCAGACUGUUUUUUUUUUGUAGAGAUCUUUGGUGUCAUUUAUGUUUUACACACUUAUUUUUAUUCUAUAUUUUCCAUGGAUAUUGAGGUAUGAAAAUCAUAAUUUCUUCUUGAAAUUGGAACUCUUUGUCUGAUUUUUCUUCUAGUCAGUUGAUUAUCAUUUUCACAUGUAUAACAUUCCAUUUUGUCUUAAGUUUUGAAAUUAUGCUCAUGUUUUAAAGUUCCUCUUACACUUCUCCUUGGUGCUUUGAAUUACUUUGUAAAGGGAGGAGGAAACUUUAUUCAUAUGUAAUUUUUUUUUCAAGAUGUCUACUUAUUUUUUUAAAUUGUUUUCAAAAUUGCCUCAUUUAGAUACAUUUGUUGUACUUUAAGGUUUUGAAUAGAAAAACAACAAUAAAAACAUGUUUUAAAAAAAAUGUUUCUCUAACAACACAGGAGGUUUGAGCAUGUAUCUUCAUUUUGAAUGCAAGCCACUUGGACAAUUGCAUAUAAGCUGUUGCUUAUUUUUUUGCUAUGAUUUUACAUGUUGAAAACAAUUUGUGUUCUGUCUUCCAGGAUUGACUCUUGUUAUUGUUUGUUGAUUUUUACAUUAUUGUUAUUGCCUAUUAUGUAGAUAUACAAUGUUUUAUAAGGAUAUAUUAAAUAUUCUGAAGAAAU
Molecule: messenger RNA, 7588 nt
Organism: Ruditapes philippinarum (Manila clam)
Lineage: Eukaryota; Metazoa; Mollusca; Bivalvia; Venerida; Veneridae
Exons: 18
Coding region: 130-6063 (1977 amino acids)
Molecular function (GO): signaling receptor binding
Source: RefSeq, a predicted model, not a curated record